Condylura cristata (star-nosed mole) is the source of this 3315-nucleotide messenger RNA. It is a transcript of the gene PRDM1, whose product is annotated as PR domain containing 1, with ZNF domain. The record is from RefSeq and is a predicted model, not a curated record. The coding region runs from base 80 to 2554 and encodes 824 amino acids. The transcript has 7 exons. Gene Ontology annotation, biological process: regulation of transcription by RNA polymerase II; cell fate commitment. Gene Ontology annotation, molecular function: DNA-binding transcription repressor activity, RNA polymerase II-specific; RNA polymerase II cis-regulatory region sequence-specific DNA binding; histone deacetylase binding. Lineage: Eukaryota; Metazoa; Chordata; Mammalia; Eulipotyphla; Talpidae. Gene Ontology annotation, cellular component: nucleus; cytoplasm.
CGGAGGUGCGCGUCAGUCAGCCCGCGAGGGACGCGGGAGGAAAUGCGGACUGUGUAGACAUGAGCGACACUUAUCUCAGAUGUUGGAUAUUUGCUUGGAAAAACGUGUGGGUACGACCUUGGCUGCCCCGAAGUAUAGCUCCAGCGGUGUGAGGCUUGAAGGGUUGGCACAGGGGACCGAGGGGACCAUGAAAAUGGACAUGGAGGACGCGGAUAUGACUCUGUGGACAGAAGCUGAGUUUGAAGAGAAAUGUACAUAUAUUGUAAAUGACCAUCCCUGCGAUUCUGGUGCGGACGGAGGGACUUCACUUCAGGCGGAGGCAUCUUUACCAAGGAAUCUGCUUUUCAAAUAUAAUGCCAACAGCAAAGAGGUUAUUGGAGUAGUGAGUAAAGAAUACAUACCAAAGGGAACACGUUUUGGACCUCUAGUAGGCGAAAUCUAUACCAACGAUACAGUUCCCAAGAACGCCAGCAGGAAAUACUUCUGGCGGAUCUAUUCCAGAGGGGAACUUCACCACUUCAUCGAUGGCUUUAAUGAGGAGAAAAGCAACUGGAUGCGAUACGUGAAUCCUGCACACUCUGCCCGGGAGCAAAACCUGGCUGCGUGUCAGAACGGGAUGAACAUCUACUUCUACACCAUUAAGCCCAUCCCUGCCAACCAGGAGCUUCUUGUGUGGUAUUGUCGGGACUUUGCAGAAAGGCUUCACUACCCUUAUCCCGGAGAGCUGACAAUGAUGAAUCUCACACAAACGCAGAGCAAUCCAAAGCAGCAGAGCACUGAGAAAAACGAGCUUUGUCCAAAGACUGUCCCAAAGAGAGAGUACAGCGUGAAAGAAAUCCUGAAGUUGGACUCCAAUCCUUCCAAAGGAAAGGACUUGUACCGUUCGAACAUUUCACCUAUCACUUCAGAAAAAGACAUGGAUGACUUCAGAAAAAAUGGGAGCCCCGAAAUGCCCUUCUACCCCCGGGUUGUUUACCCCAUCCGGGCCCCACUACCGGAAGACUUCUUGAAAGCUUCCCUGGCCUAUGGGAUGGAGAGGCCGACUUACAUGACUCACUCCCCCAUUCCAUCCUCGACAACACCAAGCCCCUCAGCAAGAAGCAGCCCAGACCAAAGCCUCAAAAGCUCCAGCCCUCACAGCAGCCCAGGGAACACGGUGUCACCUCUGGCUCCUAGCUCUCAAGAACACCGGGACUCUUACACCUACUUGAACGGGCCCUAUGGCACCGAAGGUUUGGGCUCUUACCCCAGCUAUGCGCCUCCUCACCACCUCCCCCCAGCCUUCAUUCCCUCCUACAAUGCGCACUACCCCAAGUUCCUUCUGCCCCCCUAUGGCAUGAACUGUAAUGGCCUUAGCUCCAUGGGCAACAUCAAUGGCAUCAACAACUUUGGCCUCUUCCCAAGGCUGUACCCCGUGUACAGUAACCUCCUGGGUGGGGGCAACCUGCCUCACCCCAUGCUCAAUCCAGCCUCUCUCCCGAGCUCCCUGCCCUCCGAGGGAGCCCGGAGGUUGCUUCAGCCUGAACAUCCCAGAGAGGUGCUUGUCCCCGCACCCCAUAGUGCCUUCUCUCUCACUGGGGCUGCAGCUAGCAUGAAGGACAAGGUGUGCAGCCCCACGAGUGGGUCCCCGACUGCGGGCACAGCCGCCACGUCAGAACACGUGGUGCAACCCAAAGCUACCUCAGCAGCGAUGGCAGCCCCCAACAGCGAUGAAGCCAUGAAUCUCAUUAAAAACAAAAGGAACAUGACUGGUUACAAGACACUCCCCUACCCCCUGAAGAAGCAGAAUGGCAAGAUUAAAUAUGAAUGCAAUGUUUGCUCCAAGACUUUUGGCCAGCUCUCGAAUCUCAAGGUCCACCUCAGAGUGCACAGUGGAGAACGGCCUUUCAAAUGUCAGACUUGCAACAAGGGCUUCACUCAGCUCGCCCACCUGCAGAAACACUACCUGGUACACACAGGAGAAAAGCCACAUGAAUGCCAGGUUUGCCACAAGCGAUUUAGCAGCACCAGCAAUCUCAAGACCCACCUGCGACUCCACUCUGGAGAGAAGCCUUACCAGUGCAAGGUGUGCCCUGCCAAGUUCACCCAGUUUGUGCACCUGAAACUCCACAAGCGCCUACAUACCCGAGAACGGCCCCACAAGUGCGCCCAUUGCCACAAGAGCUACAUCCAUCUCUGCAGCCUCAAGGUCCACCUGAAGGGGAACUGCCCCGUGGCUCCGUCCACCGGGCUGCCUUUGGAGGACCUGACCCGGAUCAAUGAGGAAAUCGAGAAGUUUGACAUCAGCGACAACGCUGACCGGUUGGAGGACAUGGAGGACAACCUUGAUGUGACCUCUGUGGUGGAGAAGGAAAUUCUGGCUGUGGUCAGAAAAGAGAAAGAAGAAACUGGCCUGAAAGUGUCUUUGCAAAGAAACAUGGGGAAUGGACUCCUCUCAGGGUGUAGCCUUUAUGAGUCAUCAGACCCGUCCCUCAUCAAGUUGCCUCACAGCAACCCACUACCUCUGGUACCUGUAAAGGUCAAACAAGAAACAGUCGAACCGAUGGAUCCUUAAGAUUUUCAGAAAACAAAGUGUUUUGUUUCUUAACUUACGACUUGGCAAGGCCCGGGGCCUGCAGCAGUUGUUUGUACAUACUUCCCGUGCUGCAGAGAUCUGCCAGCAAAUGGCUUCCCCUCACCUCUCUGGAAUGAAAGAAGGAACUCCAAAGUUACUGAAAUCUCAGGGCAUAAAUAUGACAAAGACAAUAUAUAUAUACAUAUUAUAUAUACUUAUUUACACCCCAUCUAUAUAUUUGAACCUGUGUAUUUUGAAUAUUUGUGUGAAUAUGUUUGCAUAGCCUUUCCUUUACUAAGACUAUUGCCUAGUCAUAAUUAUUUUUUCAAUGGUAAUCCUUCAUAAUUUAUUAUACAAUUUAUCAUUCAAAAAGCAAUAAUUAAAAAAGUUUACAAUGACUGGAAAAAUUUCUUCUAAUUUGAAUUUAAAUGUUAUAUUUGUUUUGUAGCCAUUCUUUAUAGAUAAUUUCUGCACAUCUGUCUCAGUACCAAAAACUUAACUAAGAUUUAGUGAGCAAAUAUAUUACUUAAGUCGACCUCCCUCUAUAAUAAGGUUUUGAAAAUGAGGUUUUGAUAUUGCCAAAGUCGGACAGUUGAUGUGUUAAUUCAUAGGAUCUAUCGUUAUCACUUGGACAGCAUUGUAUGGCUUAGGGGUAUGUGUGCAGAAUUACCCAAUAAUAACUUCUUUAGGAGAUAAGAGAAAUCUUGUCUGUUGCUGUAGAUAGUUCAGAUUUCCCCCCCAGCCACCAGCUUACCAGAGAG